AUGCCCCAAUGGAAUGCCGACAAUCAACGAUUCGUGUCGAAAUACUACACCACAUUCGACGAAAAGUACCGUGCUGUACUGGACACUGUCAACAUGGCAGCAGUCGAAGGUGCUCUCAAGUACGUCCAAGCCGAAUGCAUCAACGCUUCAGUCAUAACCAACUGUAGGCGCAGGAGCAACAUCCAGUACGUAGUAUUCUACCAGACGACCGUCGUGCAACCUACUGCUGCGAUGAAGCACUACGCUACAGUCACAGAUGAACACCGUUUCGCUGUCGAACGUUGUCCAUUCAUGCCUAUGGACGGCGGUCAAUGUAACCCGAACGCUGAUGGUUCGUUCCCGGAUGUCUGUAACCAGUACACUGGAGAGAAUGGACAUCCUAAAUUGGGCUUCUGUGUAGGUGGCUCGUUGCAAGACCACGACGUUAUCGCGCCGUAUCCGAACAACUACUGGUUCUCUUUUCCUAAUAGCUGUCCACAAACUCGCUGGGCUGGCAAGUCGGACACUUGUCGUGGUCAGAAAUCGGGUGGAAUGUGUCCUCUUGGAGUGCAGCCUGACGGUGAGACGUGUACGUUUACGUACGAAGUACUGGGCUACAUCCCACUGGAUGAUGUUGUGGGCAUCACCAAGUUAAUAAACCCCCAAACAAACAGCUACUAUGCCAACUACGCCGAGUUCUGUGAAGCCGGUGGUGUGGAAUUCAGCGUUACGGUAUCCGGUAAUGAAGUCACGUGGCUGGACGGACUUGAUUUCUGGGCUAACCCUGGAGACAGUGACGCCAAUGCUCAACGUGCAGAGCACCUGGUAGCAGCGUACAGUGACCUCGUAGCCACGAACCCAGUGACAAGUGACGGAGGAGUGAUGAAGCCUUUACCUACGGCAUCUUCGCUCAAAGCCAUCAAUCCUCCAUGCCAUGAGAACAGCAACGUCUGCGCUACAGCGACGUACGGGUGCAAGCGGUCGUUUCGCUCUCAGAUCUGUAAGGUCUGUACGUCGAGCGAUUCUGACUGUGUCAAGCCGUAA
Molecule: messenger RNA, 1023 nt
Organism: Phytophthora infestans T30-4
Lineage: Eukaryota; Oomycota; Peronosporomycetes; Peronosporales; Peronosporaceae
Exons: 1
Coding region: 1-1023 (340 amino acids)
Source: RefSeq, a predicted model, not a curated record